AUGGAGAAUUCGUACGUUACAGGCAUAUUACAGGCUCUUGCAUCCACGAAGUUAAAAGAAAGACACAAUGCAAUUGACGAGUUAAGAACUUUACUAAAAGAUUCACCUCAACAGUUACCAACUAAAUAUUUGAACAAUACAGCUGUUACUCUAUUGGAAAUACUAGAUUAUGAACAUAGAAAAUACAGUGAAUUGCUGAAAAAUGAGUCAAAUGAGAGAACUGGAAGCAAAAGAAAUUUGGUCGAGAACAGACUUACAGAUAUAUCUUAUUUGUUAAGGUUAUUUAUUGAAAAACUUUCGAACUAUUUUAAAGUUAAGACUUUGAAAGUCUUAGUAAAUGCGUUGCCUGAACUCAUGGUACAAAAUGACUCUGAUAAAUUAAUGGAGCCUAUUUCAGUUGAUUUAUCAUUCUCACUCCUUUCUAUAAUUGAAAGUGGCAUAUUUAAAUUAAACUAUACAGAGGAACAAUGGAUCAAUCUGGUAUCAAUUAUGACUGAUUAUCUUUUCCGUUACAUGAAAGUAAAAGUAAAUAACAGGAAUAUUUCAAACUUUGUACAGAUCAUAUGUAGUCUAUUAUCAUUGGACACUGUCGGUAUGAAUCUAUUACCUAAAAUACCAAAGUUGCGAACAGUUUUACUGGAAUUGUUGGAUUCUAAUGAAAAAGAGAAUGCAAUUACUAAAAAUUUAUUUGAAAUCUCAGCACAUCUUAUUACCAUAACCCAAUUCACUGAUGUCCAGAACAAUUUAACUUUGAUAGAGGCUAUAUGGAAAUAUUACCUUAAAAUAGAGGGAUUGAAUAAUGAUGAAACCAAAAAUAGACUUGAGUUGAUUAAUAUAUUGGCAGCAGAUAUCAUAAAUACUAAUAAGCAUUUAUUUGAUUCCAAUCAGAAAACCAUCGUCUCUGAAUCAUUUCUGUCAACUUUUACAGAAUAUAUUAAGACCCGAGCAACUUAUUUUAUACUACCAAAUUUAUCGACUAAGUUAAUGUCAUUUGACUACCAACUUCGAGAUUUAAAAAAAUCAUGGCUGGCCUUCCCAAAUUUUCAAUUUAACCCAGAAAGUGAUGAUGUUAAUGAAUGGAUACGGUUAUAUUCAUUGACUAUGCUACUUAAAAGUUAUUUCAAUACUACAAAGUUUACUGAGGAUGAAAAUGUACUAUUUAAAAAAAGGAGAACAGAUACUAGUAUAUCUUCUAUUUUAUCUAAUUCAUCGACGAUGGUUGAAUUUUUGAUUAAUUGUAUGAAUUCAGAAUAUUUAAAUGUCCAGUUAGAAGCUAUUGUCUUUCUCCCAUUUUACACAGAAUCGACUAAUACAUCAAUUGAGGACGCGAACAACUUAAUGGAAGAAGUGCUUGCGAGAUUGAACACAUCUAACGCCAUCUCGUGGAUUUCUUUAUGCUUAAUAUCAUUACUCUCAACGUUAUCGAAUAAUGUUUCUAAAACUACAUUAGAUUUAAUCAUUGGAUUCACAAUCCCGUUAAUAAGCAAAAAACAGGAUUACAAAAUUGCUUGCAUUUUGCUGUCAAGAUGUAUUCUAUUUUAUCCUGAAAGCAAAAUUAAUGAGAGAGUACUUGAUCAACUAUAUGAUAUAUAUGAACUGCCUGAAUUAAAAGGACCUUUUUUGCCUUGUAACGAAUCUUACUUGUUCUGGAGAAGUUUACAAAUACUUGGUUAUAGAUAUAAAUCUCAAAUUGGAGAGACUUCAACAGACAAGAUGAGUAUAUGGUUAAAAUCAAAAAUCAAAGAUAAUUUUGAAAUUGAGAAUAGGAAUGAUGAGAUGCCACAAUUUUUGAAAUGGUUAUCUGGGAAACCUUAUGAAAGGAAACUUAAUUAUUACAAUACAUAUGACUCUUUCGGUCCAAAAAGGAAAUUAUGGAAUACAAUUUAUAGAGUAUGGCAAUUAACAGCAGAGCCACGACAAUUAUCAGUAUCUUUAGAUUCUCAUGAUAGCACGAAACAGCAACACUUAGAUUCUUUUAGCAACAUUUUAGUUGAUAAUAGGGGAAAUGAUGUCGAACAUAUAUUUUAUUAUUUAAUGGGUAUGAAUGAAUCGGCAUCGAUAACUAAGAGAUUCACAUGGUUAUGCUUUAUUGGUAAAUCGUUAGAUUAUAAUCCCACCCAUUUAAUUUCAUCAGACAAAGUUUCAUUUUUUGUCAACUCAUUGAGUACACUUUUUGGCUCAAUAAAUUUUAUCGAUGAAAUUGAUUUAACCAUAUCACUAGAAUAUUUUUUAGAUUUAAUUGAUUGUUUGAAUGAUAAAUGUCUACUACAAAUGUUUCCUUUUCAAAAGUUGCUAAUUAAGUAUUUUGAGACACGAUCGUCAUUAAAGCCUCGAAUAAAAGUUUCUAGCGCUGUUAAUGAAUUUCAAUCUCAUAAUAUAUUUACUUCUGAAUUUAAUAAGCACUCUAUUGAAGGAACAAUGACCAUAAACGAACUAAAGUCAAUACUAAAAGUAAUUGAAUUAUAUUUUACGAAUGACAUAAGAAUUGAUGGUAAUAUUACCAAUAUUGACUUUCUAUUAGAAUUUAUGAUUACGACAGAAAAGCAAUAUAUGAUAUUUUUACUUCCAAAUAUUUACAAAAUUUUAAGAAAAUUGACUGACUUAUCAGGAAGUCAACUGAGAAUGCUAUCAGAUGCUAUUGCUAAUAUCUUGUUGAAUGGUGAAUUUAGAAACUCUUCAUUCGGUCUAAAGUUGCUGGCCGACUAUUUGAAUAAUAUUCUCGAUUUAUGUCUUCAAUCAGAUAAUCCUCAUUUUUGCAGUGACUAUAACGAUAUGUUUAAUUGGAUAACGGCUAAAAUAGCUGAUGAUACCUUUAGUGACGCAAUGACUUAUGUAACAAUGUCAAAAUACAUGUUAAAUUUGUUACAGUUUCAUGAUUUUUCUGCUGGACAGUUGAAAUUUAAAAAACAAGAUAUUUUUUCUGUAUUAAGUAAAUGCAUGUCGAAAUUGGGACCUGUAUUAUUGUUAAUUAUCCUUCCCGGUAUAAAGGAUUACAUGAGUUCUAUUAGUGUCAAAAACCAAAAGAUAAUAUUUGAUGAAAUUAUUACUUUGUAUAAAAAUAAUAAUGUAAUUAGCAAAGACUCAUUAUUAUACUAUUUUGUAUUAUCAGAAUUAGUUACUGUUUCGCAUAAGAUACUAAUGGAUUCAAUUAUCGAGUUAGAGAAACUACAUGUUGAAAUGUUGAAUAUUGGACAAAUAGAACUAACAAUUAAACGCAUGGUACGUAACUUAAAAUGGAAAAAUGAAUUAGAACUUUUUAAUAACUGCAAAUAUGAUUUGAUAACUCACUGGAUUGAUAAUACUCCUCGAGGAUCAGCUAUUACUACAAAUAUUUGGAAAUUCUGUUUUUAUCAAAUACCAACUAAAAAUGAAUUUGUUAAAACAUACUAUGUUGAGUUAAUAUCGUUGUUAUAUUCAAAAGAUGUUAUCAAUACUUAUUUGAUAACAGAUAUAGAACAUGAACUAGGAUGCAUGUCACAGGAUAUAUUACCUGAUUGGCUCCCGUAUGCUAUUACUUUCUCGUAUUUGAAUAAUGGUGCUGGAGAUAAUAUUAUGAAUAAGUUAAACCAAUAUUUUGGCAGCCAAGUUACUAAAACUGCCGAAGUUAAAAAGCUGCAUAUAAUAAAGUUGUUGUUAUAUUUCUCAGAUUUAGGAUCUUUGGUGGAAAUAGAAUUUUUGUUUCGAAAUAUGUAUAAGGAUAACGAUGCGAUAGCUGGGCUAGUCAAACAUGAUAAUAAACCGCUAAAGUACCAAAACACUUUCAACAUAUCAUUGCAAGCUACCAUAUCUUUUCUGAAUAAAAAUGAGUUUCUAAAAGCCAUUACAGAAAAUGAUUUAAAUAUCCUUGUAGUGUGGUUAUUAUUAGAUUUGGAUCCUUCUUCAAACACUGAAGAUAUUAUUAAAUUAAUUCGUGAAAUUAAAUUACUAUUAUUAAUCUUUAAAGACAUUAUACUUCAGCCUAGGACAGUUAAUAUCCUGAUAAAGAAACUCUCCAUUCAUUUAAAAGAAGAACCGAUAAGAACUGAAACUAUUCCUGCCAUUGUAUAUAUAUUAAGAUAUGGAUUAUCUUAUAAGUAUGAUAUGAAUUUAUCUUUUAUUAUCAUAUUAUCUAAUAUACUGGUAGUAAAGGAGACAUUCGCUUGUCAUAACUUCAAUUUUUGUUUAAUAUUUGAUCAAAUUCAACGAAUUAAUCCAGAUAUUAAAGGGACGAUCAAAAUGUGUUACGAUAUAACACAAGGAGUGUUAACUCGAGAUUCUUUCGAGAAUAUUGAUGAACUUUUAAAUUUGGCAAAUUAUGGAACUGAGGGCGUAGUUUUAUUAUCCUUAUUGUCAAAAUAUGCGUUUGCUAAUAUUACUAUGUUAACAAAAAUUCCUUUCUCUAUCGUUGAAAUAUUGACUACAACACCAAUUCCGAUAAAAUACCAGACUAAAGAAUUUCAAUUAAUACUUGCAGAAUUCAUAAAAAAAUCUUAUAAUAUUAAUGAUAGAUUUAUUGGGCACAGUAAUCAUAAAAGGACAAUUAAUGACUUCAAGGACUUAUUUUUUGAUUUAGGUUCUUUAUCGUCAUAUUAUUAUCACUUUUCAGAUUAUUGUAUAGCAAAUCAAAGUAUUUUUUCGAAUAAAAGUACGUUAAUCUCAAUUAUCAUAAAAAACACUUUGGUCAAGCAAUAUAUGGGACAACCAGAGAAUUGUUGGAAUAUUUCUGAGGAUUUGUAUGAUUCCUGGUUUUGUGAGAUAUGUGAUUUUAGUACUGAUUAUUUUGACCUUGUAUCGAACAUUAGAAAAGAAAAAGAACCGGAAAAACAGUUUAUUACUGACAUAUUUUUAUCAAAGGAACAAGGAUAUGAUAUUUGGUUGAAGUAUUUUGUGGAUUAUCUGCUUGGCAAAAUUUCCCUAUAUAUUCCACAUAUGAAAAUAUUUGAAUAUUUUUCUUUGGAAGAAGUUGAAUUUUCUGAAAAGACUAUACCAUUUUUAUUUUAUUUGUUCAUUUAUUUAGAUGUCAAAGGAAAUACCAAGAAUGCCAUCUAUAUUCUUACAACAAUACAUGAACUCGCUUCCUCAAAAGAUGCCACCAAUAAAUUACACAUAAUAUUUGAUCUGAUAAAAUUGAUCCGUACAGGUAAACUUUUGGGUGAAAUAUUUUGUUCUAAAAUAUACAAUGAAUUAAAUUUGAAAACUAUUUAUGAGAUUGCAAUAAAUUCCAAUAACUUUAGUUUUGCAUACAUGUUAUAUGAAGAAUAUUAUGCUAAUACAUCGGAGCAAUUAGACUACAAGGUUUUAAAAGAAAUAUAUGAGGCUAUUGAUGAUCCUGAUUCGAUUAGUGCUAUACCUAUACAAACCACUUUUUCUGGGAUGUUAGCUAGUAUUCAUAAUAAAGGCUCAUUGGAUUCAGAUUUGAGCCUCAAAGAAAUUAUACUGGAUAAGGCCAAAGCUGAUUUAAAUACUAUACAUGAACAAUAUUCUUCUGAUGAACAGCUAUCACACGAUCCAUCAAAUGAAUUGCAGGAAUUUUCGUCGAUCAUGCCUGGACUCCUCACACCAGCAGAAGAUCUUGGCUCUUAUCAAUGGGCUUUAGAAUUAGGUAAUUGGAAAUUACCAGAUAAUAUCAAUCUGUCAAAUAAAACAACUGCAUUAUAUCAUUCUUUGAAAGAUUUAUCACAGUAUGUUCCAGGUCGAAGUACUAUAGAUUCUUUGGAUAAUUCAAUAUUAUCUGUUCUGAAGUAUAAAGCAUCUUUUAAAUCGCAGGAAGAAUGGUUGGACACAAUUCAAGAAUUGGGAUUUUGGAAAAAUAUCAUUAAACAUGAAGACAAUGUGGAUGAUGAUGUUAAUCUUACGAAUAUAAAUUUUGUUCGAAAAGUAGAUAUGAUUAGGCUAAAUAAAUUCAGUUUUAGAAAUUAUAAGACUAAUAUUAUUGCCCGUUAUCACUUAACAAAGUUAUUAAACAAGAGACAUGCACUAUAUUCAUAUGCUUCACGUGAUAGUCCACAGAUGCAAUUAAUUUUGGUUACUUUCCUCUCAGAUUUUGUUCAUGGAGCUAUUGAUAAAAAUAUGAUACAAGAUGCUGUAAAAACAUCAUUCUUAAUUGAGGAUAUUAUUAAAUCAACUAAUGCAUUUUCAACUUCUAUGUUAAAUUCUGCAAAAUAUAUUAUUGCGAAUGCCAUGUGGAGCUUAGAGCACACUAAAAUACCAAUAGAGUUACUCAAGAAUGUUUUAUCAAAUAAAUCAGUUACCAGAACCUCCAAAGAUUUAGAGGAUUAUAAACCACUAUUCAGUAUUUCUGGAGAACAGAUAAAAGCAACUUUAGUGAAGUGGUCCUCUGAAUCAAGUUAUGAAAGAGCUGAUGAUAUUUUUAAUAAUUAUAUUAAGGAUAUAAAUAUAACAAUUCGCGACAAUGAAAUUAGAUCUGAAAUCUAUUAUAUUUUUGGUGAAUUUUUUAAUAAACAAGUUCAAAAAUUUAUUAAAACUAAUGAAUAUGAUCGCUUGAAGAAUAAGUGUUCUGUAAGUUAUAGUGAACUACAAGCAUUAAAAACUAUAUAUUCUAAUGAAUCUCUAGCUAACAGUGAAAGGAAAGAUGCUAAAAAACAUUAUACUAAAACCUAUAUUCAAUAUGAAAGAGAAAAAAAUGAUCUUUUAGAAAUGAAGGAAAGCCAUGAAAGAUUUGUUACUAGAGCGCUAUCUAAUUAUAUUAACGUAUUAGUUUAUACUAAUAAGUACAACUAUGAUGUUUUGGAUAAAUUUUGCAGUCUAUGGUUUCAAUUUGAUAAUGAUGCAAAUUUGAAUAAUUUUUUGUAUAAAGAAAUCUGUACUAUUCCUAGCUACAAAUUUUUACCGUGGAUUAAUCAAAUAGCAUCAAAACUUUCCUUAGAUGAUUCUGAAUUUCAGAAAACAUUGCAGAUUCUGUUAAAACGAGUUUUAUAUAAACUCCCGUAUGAUUCACUAUACUCUAUAAUGAGUAUUUUAAUGUAUAAAUCCCAACCUGAAAAUAUGGAUGAGACAAUGACUUUUAAAUUACGUGCUGUCGAUAAUAUUCUGAAAGAACUCACUACAUUUGAAAAUGGUGAAUAUUAUAAAACAUAUGUUAAUCCAAUAUUAGAAUUUUGUGAAAAUUCUAUUAAACUAGCAAAUGUUAAAUUAACCAAAAAUACAAAAACUAUUAAUUUGGAGAAUGUUAAUAUCGGUAAUUAUUGGUUAAAUAUUUUACCUACUCAAAGUCUACCCUUACCAACAAUGAAAUACUCUAUAUCUGCAUCUAUUAAUGGUAAGGAGCCAAGACCAUAUAUAACCUCGAUAAAAAAUACCGUUGCUAUCUCAACAACGGGGAUAUCUUUACCAAAAAUUGUAACUAUAACUGUUUCUGACGGAUCAAAACAUAAGGUGUUACUAAAAGGUAGUAAUGAUGAUUUAAGACAAGAUUCUAUUAUGGAACAAAUUUUUAAGCAAGUUAAUAAAAUUAUUGAAAAUGACCCUAAUUUAAAAGGAUAUGACUUGAAAAUACGAACUUACGAGGUCCUGCCACUUGGUCCAAGUGCUGGUAUUAUAGAGUUUGUUUCUAAUUCUGUAUCUUUGCAUCAAGUUUUAACUUCACUUCACAAAAAUGAUAAAAUUAGCUUUGAGAAAGCCAGAAAAAUGAUGAAAACUGCACAGAAUAAAUCAAAGUCAGAAAAGCUAGAUGUAUAUUUAAAAUUGACGAAUUCAAUAAAACCUCAACUACGACACUUUUUUUUUAAUAACUUUACAAACCCCCAAGAUUGGUUGCAGGCUAAAACCAAAUAUACUAAAGGCACAGCUGUGAUGUCAAUUGUUGGGUAUAUUUUAGGUUUAGGUGAUCGACAUUUAAACAAUAUUCUUCUUGAUCAAUCAACUGGAGAACCUAUUCAUAUUGAUUUAGGCAUUGCCUUUGAUCAAGGUCGUUUACUGCCUGUUCCUGAGUUAGUUCCAUUUAGAUUGACCAAAGACAUUAUUGAUGGUUUUGGUGUGACUGGAGUAGAAGGUACAUUUAGAAAUAAUUGUGAACACAUUUACAAACUAUUAAGAAACGAUUUUGAAAAAGUACUACACGUCUUAAAUAUCUUGAAAUGGGAUCCAUUAUAUUCUUGGGUGAUGUCCCCAGUUCACAAGCAUAGACAUCUAUUUGAUGAAGAUUCGCAAUUCGCUGAUAUUUUCAAAUUUACAACUAAAACUUCAUUAUCUCAAAAUGUAAACGAUAACAAUGAAUCAUUUAGAGCUAUCCAAGGCGUCGAAAAUAAAUUGAUAGGUAGUGGUUUGAGUAUAGAAUCUACUGUUCAGGAGGUUAUUAGAGAGGCUACAGAUCCUAAUAAUUUAUCAGAUAUCUAUAUGGGUUGGUCUCCCUUUUAUUAA
This is a messenger RNA of Tetrapisispora phaffii CBS 4417, 8358 nucleotides long. It is a transcript of the gene TEL1, whose product is annotated as DNA-binding protein kinase TEL1. Bases 1 to 8358 code for a protein of 2785 amino acids. Gene Ontology annotation, molecular function: protein serine/threonine kinase activity; protein binding. The transcript has a single exon. Gene Ontology annotation, biological process: DNA repair. The record is from RefSeq and is a predicted model, not a curated record. NCBI's taxonomy places the organism in Eukaryota, Fungi, Ascomycota, Saccharomycetes, Saccharomycetales, Saccharomycetaceae.